Molecule: messenger RNA, 1665 nt
Organism: Cynoglossus semilaevis (tongue sole)
Lineage: Eukaryota; Metazoa; Chordata; Actinopteri; Pleuronectiformes; Cynoglossidae
Product: cyclin-T2
Exons: 5
Coding region: 89-679 (196 amino acids)
Biological process (GO): regulation of transcription by RNA polymerase II
Molecular function (GO): cyclin-dependent protein serine/threonine kinase regulator activity
Source: RefSeq, a predicted model, not a curated record
UCGGAGGGCCUUAUCGAGGAAAAAGCAGCGGUUUCCUGUACCAUGGUGUCGUCACAUCCGCCUCGCAGAUGCCCACCGUCAGGAAGCAAUGGCGGCUUGCCGGGGAUCCUCGUCGAAGUGGUAUUAUACCCGGGAGCAGCUGGAAAGCACGCCGUCUCGUCAGUGCGGAGUUGAACCAGAUCGGGAGCUCUCCUACAGACAGCAGGCGGCGAAUCUAAUCCAGGACAUGGGCCAGAGACUCAACGUCUCUCAACUGACGAUAAAUACAGCCAUCGUUUACAUGCACAGAUUUUACAUGCACCACUCUUUCACUAAGUUUCAUAGAAAUAUUACAUCUCCAACCACCUUAUUCUUGGCUGCUAAGGUUGAAGAGCAACCCCGAAAACUGGAACAUGUGAUCAAAGUGGCACAUGCCUGCCUGAACCCCCAGGAACCACCUCUAGACAUUAAAAGUAACGCAUACCUCCAGCAAGCUCAAGAGCUGGUGAUACUUGAAUCCAUAGUGCUGCAAACCCUGGGCUUUGAAAUAACUAUUGAUCACCCACACACUGAUGUGGUGAAAUGUUCCCAGCUAGUGCGAGGUAGAGGCUUCCUUCUUUGCUCUUUGUGCCCUCUGGUCUUGUUUGUCCCACCUAAGAUAAGGGUGGGGAGGGGGGUGAAAACCUUGCUGGUUACAUGACGACUCACCGUCUGCUUUUGACGACUUUGUUAUGUCAUGUUUUAUGUUUUUAUAGUUUAACAGAUAAUUUGUACAAAACAACACAUUCUGGACCAAAUCCAGAUUCUUAGGAUUUAUUCUUUUCUUUCACCAUUUGUUUCCCAGUAAAAAAAUCUGAUAAUCAAAAUUGAUCUUUCCAUAAGUUAAUACUGUGUGUUUCAGACUUGGUUUUUCCAUAAUCAAAUCAAUGCUUCCUUUGCUUCAAUCUUUGUUCUUAAAAAUGCAGCAUCCUGUCAAUGUGCUAACUAUUACACCGGUUUCUUUUUUUUUUCUCUUUGUGUCUUGCAGCAAGCAAGGAUCUGGCUCAGACUUCCUAUUUCAUGGCUACCAACAGGUUGUUAUCCUGCCCCUCCUUUAUUGCACUUUGACUGCACACCAUAGCUUCCUGUAAUGCAGGGUACCCUUUCCGUGUCCAACGGGCCCUACUUGCGCUGGUGGUUGUUGGGACAAUUGCCUGCCCCUCGACUCCUCUUCCUUGUGCAAAGGAAGAUGGACAGGGCGACUUGCAGUGUCACUAGCCCCAGUCGCAGUGCGGUGUAUUGUACAAGGGACCACGUGUUGGCACAGAUGGGUUGAAUGCAAGAUGUGAAGUGUAGUGGUGCGCUUGAAAACCCCACAUGUUUGUUCGGUUGCGAAAAAGUGCAUAAUUCUAAAAGAGAAAGACACUUUGGUAGCCUGAAUAGCAGCUAAAGAUUUCACGAUGUAAACAUUUCUCGUAGAGGUCUUCCGGUAAGUACCACAAAUAAUCUCUUGAUUUCUUUUUUUUCUUCUCCAUAUUUAAUGAUAAUGUAUUAACAAAGGGCUGUCACUUUUUCCAAAAAUUGAAGAAACAAAGUCAUGCUUACAUAGUUAAGGCUGUUUUUCCACUUUGGGGGGACACUACACGACUUUGACAGACUUUACAGACGUUCCUGUUCUUUACGGCGAUUACGGCAAACUGAUAUUUG